AGACAGUAAGUUUUUUCUUAAUAAAAUUGAGUUGCUCAAGAGCAUGUUAAGGGUUACUUUGUUGGGUGGGAUUCUAAUGGUUUUACCUUCUAAAACAACCCAAUAUAUGCCUCCUGUGAGUGCUUGGUUGAAAUAACAUGUCUUUAUUAGCUCCUUUCCUUCAAAGAAACAUUUAUAUUCUUUAGUUGAUGGAAAACAGUAAUUUAACUUAUGAUAGUAUAAGUUGCCAUGUACAUUUAAACUGGUGAAUGUGAUAUAUUUACUGUAGCGAAAAGCCUUGAAUGGUUCACAAUGAAGCAAAUGAAUGGAAAAGAGCAAAUGCUCCACUGUGAUGGUGAAGGAAAAUUUUCAACCUGAGAACUGAAUGUAAAGUUGCAUCUACUGAUCCUUUUGAAAGAGUAAAAAGAAUCGUCAUUUCUUGCUGUUGUUUACUGUCUGUUCUGCCUUCCGAACGUUUUCCGUUUCUGUUGUUGACUUGCUUUCUAAACUGAUCUUGAAAGAUGAAAAACACUGCAAUUAUUAUUGUUAAGAUUGAUGGUAGGUGGUAUCUUAUUAUUCACCAAAAGAGGAAAGUUAGGUUGUAUCUUGAAAGAAGCCUGCGAUCAUAUCAUUUCAGCUCGCGGACUACUUUUAACACGGUAAAACAAAGACACUGACGGAUGGAGAAAUAGAUAGUUUGGGUCUGUUUUUCAGAAACUGCAUGUCAUGACAUGAAAGAGGGAAUGGAGUGGAGAUGAAGAGGAAUGGGGGUGAUUCUUAUUACCAAGGUCUCCCUCUGCAAUGGCCAAGAAAUGCUUGAUGUUGUCGGAGUAAAGGAUUGCCGACAAGGGCAUCAACGACGAAUAUAAAUUAUUUUCCCUAUUAUCCUAAACCAAAAUUUUGUAUCCCAUUACCAUCUGUUGACUUAUAAAUGAAGAGUGUUUUUUCUUCUGGAAAAGAAAAAUGAAUUUGUUUCCUAACAUCUCUAAAAAUAAAGACUAAAAAAGCUUCACUGGUCCGAAAGUAUCCAAUGCAUGGUUUGGUUGUGUUGUUAACGUUGUAGGCCUAUGCAAGCAUAAUAAUACACAAAGGUGGUGUUUGUUACAUGGGAUUGGAUGGGAUAGGACUGCCUUAUCUAAUAAAUUAAAACUUAUCCCAUGUUUGGCUGAACAAGGACUAUAAUAAAUGAGACUAUGUAGUCCCCAAAUCAACCCCAACACCUUCUUACAUAGUCUCCCCAAAUUUCACCGGACUGUGGAAGACUGGAAGCAACGCUCGGUCGUUCUUCGCUUUUGGUCGCUCACUUGCAUCUUUCACUUCGGUCUCCUUCAACUAAACCAGAAAAGAAUCAUGAGCUGCUUCGGUUGUUGUGAUGAAGAUGAUAUGCAUAAAGCUACUGACAAUGGAGGUCCUUACAUGAGCUGCUUUGGGAAAUGAGGGAUUCAUCAUGAUUCCGGUAAUGCGCCCAAACGUGAAGAAGCCGUAAAGGCCUAGCCUAUUGAAGUUUUGCUUAUACCAGUAGAGGAGCUAAAGGAAAUUACAGAAAACUUUUGGACAAGUGCCUUGAUUGGGGAAGGUUCUUCUGUUGUAGUCCUUAGUCCUACGGAGCACCAAACAUGGUUCAAGUAUUAGCUUAGCAUAAGCCAGGCUUGAGAAGUCCAGGACUCUCAUAGAAAUUAAGAAUAAUGGAGUCUUUUGCCUCAAACAUAGCACAGAUCGUCUUCGAAAAGCUAGCUUCCCGUGCUCACGAAGAAAUUCACAUCGCAUUGAGUGUCAAAGUUGAGCUGAACAAGCUUGAGGAGACUUUAUCAAGCAUCACUUUACUGCUCCUGGAUGCGGAGGAAAAGCAGAUGAACAACCGCGUACUCACUGAUUGGUUGGGAAAGCUCAAAGAUGUUUGCUACGAUAUUGAUGAUGAGCUCGAUGGCUUUGCAUUCAAACAGUUGCGGAUGCAAGUGCUUAUCCGUGGAAGCGUGGCCGGAAAGGUAUGCCAUCUUUUUUCACGUUGGAAUUGACUCGUGUUUCCAAUCUAUACUGGUCAUAAAAUCAAACAGAUUAGAGCAAGAUUGAAUGAAAUUGCAGCUGCCAAAGAUCAGUUUCAUCUUCAAGAAAGAGCCGGAGAGUGGCAUGGUCUGCACAUGAACAGGGAGACCUAUUCUUUUGUGCAAGUGUCGGAUGUUAUUGGGAGAGAUAAUGAUAAAGAAAAUAUUAUCAUUCAUCUCUUGAAGGACACUGACCAUGCAGAUCAAAAUGUUUCUGUUAUUUCUAUUACUGGAUUAGGAGGUCUGGGAAAGACUACACUUGCUAAAUUGGUGUAUAAUGAUUCCACGGUGGUGAGAAACUUUGACUUGAGGAUGUGGGUGUGUGUUUCUUAUGAUUUUGAUAAUAAGUCAUUGGUGCGUAAAAUUAUUGGUUCUGCAACUAACCAAAAAUGUGAAGAGGAUAGUUUUGAAAACCUGGCUAUUAAGUUGCAAAAUGAAUUGAAAGACACAAAAUUUUUGUUAGUGUUAGAUGAUGUUUGGGAUAAGGAGCCGAUGGGGAUAUCAAUUACGAAGUGGAUUGAAUUGAAAGCUUUACUAAAUAUUGGUGCUCGGGGUAGUAAAAUCAUUGUAACAACACGCAAUAUGUCAGUUGUUUCGCUUUUGGGAUCCGUGGAUUACCAGCACCCUUUAGAAGGUCUUUCUCACGAGGAUUGUAUGUCUUUGUUUGUAGAAAGGGCAUUUAGGAAAGAAGAAGAAAAAAACUUUCCUCACUUGAUGGAAGUUGCAAACAAUAUUGUGAAGAAGUGUGGAGGGGUUCCUCUGGCUGUGACCACUCUAGGGGGCAUGCUCUAUUUGAAAAGGGAACUACGUGACUGGUUGCAUGUAAGAGAUAAUGAUAUAUGGAAAUUAGAGCAAAGAGAAGACGGUAUUCUACCUGCAUUGAAACUAAGCUAUGAUGCACUACCACUCUACUUGAAACCUUGUUUUGCCUUUUGCUCACUUUUCCCUAAGGAUUAUGAAUUUGACAGCGUCGAGAUCGUCACAAUGUGGAUGGCACAAGGCUUCCUUCACUCCUCUACCAGAAAUGAACAAGAUUUUGAAGAGAUUGGCCUAGAUUACAUAAGGCAGCUAUGUUCUAGAUCUUUCUUUCACAUUGAAGAAGAUGAUUUCUUUUGUAUGAGGUUUAAGAUGCAUGAUUUAAUUCAUGAUUUAGCCAUCUUGGUGGCACAGGUGGAGUACUCAUCUGUCAAUUUUCAUCAAUCUGGUCCUUUUGAUAGGGUCCGGCACCUGUCAAUAUAUACAAAGGACUUGUCUGACAAUGAGGAAGUCCCUAAUUUCAUGAUUUAAGAUGAGGUUUAAGAGAAGGUUGGCAUCACUGGUCGAUCUUUCAUAAAAAAGUGCAUUUCCAGAUUCAAAUAUUUGCGGUUGUUAGAUCUGCGUAGCUCAACUUUGGACGAGUUGCCAAGUUCCAUUGGUAACUUGAGUCACUUGAGAUAUGUGGACCUAUCCUACAAUUGCCACAUAAAAAGGGUUCCUGAUUGCAUUUGCAAGCUGCAGCAUCUACAAACCUUAUUGCUUUCACAUUGUGAGGAGCUUGAGAAGUUUCCCAAGGACAUAGGGAACCUGAUUAGCCUCAGGUACUUGGCACUAACUACAAAGAAAACUUGUUUGCCAACAGGAAUCGAUCGUCUCACUUCUCUUCGCAUUUUACAUGUUGUUGCAUGCCGAAACCUUCUUUCUUUGGAAGGGUUGCCCCGCCUCACUCACCUCAAAAUGUUCAUUAUUGAGGAAUGUCCAGUUCUGAGGUCUUUGCCGCGGCAUAACAUGAAAUAUUCAACUGCAUUAGAGACUUUAAUCAUCUCUGACUGUGAGAAGCUUGAUCUGUUGAGUCUUGAAGAAUGCGUUCGAGGUCUAAGAUCAUUCUGGAUCUUGAAAUCAAAGUUGAAGAACUUUCCCCUUUGGCUUAAAGAGUGUGCAAGUACUCUACAAAACAUAUGUAUUGCAAACUGUCAGAAUCUCAUCGCACUUCCGGAGUGGCUGCAAAGCUUCAAGUUGCUUGAAAAGCUAGUGAUUGAAAACUGCCCCCAAGUGCCAGCUUUGCCAGAGGCGAUGCAUUGUCUCACAACAUUGAGAGAAUUGAAGAUCAGUGGGUGUCCUCGAUUGAUGGAAAGAUGCAGCAGGCACGGAGGUAUAGAUUGGUUCAAAAUUGCUCAUGUCACAAAGAUAAUGCUUGGAGGUGUCAACAACAACACUCCGGUGGAUUGUAGCUCAAGUUCCCCUCCCAUUCCCCUUCCCCCUCCCCCUCCCCCUCCCCCUCCCCUUAUGACUACUUCUUUUCGGUCGAUGCUUCCCAUCACGACGAUAACACUACUCGUUCAUCUACAACAUCUCCUGAUGGUUAGGGAUGGUAAAUACAGAUGGCCAGCUCUUUCAACGAUACAGGUACGAGGGCUUUGGAGGUAUAUUCAGGGAUUCAGAAGGCUUGUUCAGAGGAGCUUUUGCACACAAUAUAAUAGUCCCUGCUAUACAUGCUGACAUUUUAGCCGUUAUUGGUAGGGCUCACAUUUGGCUUGGAACGGAUUUCGUACUUGUGUUGCAUUAUUCUAAGUCACCUCAUUUAAUUCCUUGGAGGUUGAUGGCGGCUUGGUUUAAUUGUUUCCACUAUGUUCUUUCAAAUCCAUUUUCGUGUCUCUCAUAUAUGCAAGGAAGGAAAUUCCUUGGUGGACAAGCUUGCUAAAUAAUGCUAACUAUGUUGCUACAAAUGAAGGUUCUACAUGGUGGCUUUCUUUGCUUAAUUUUCUUGUGGGUCUCUAUGGACGUGACUUACAUUCUAUCACUCUAUGCAGAUUUUUAGUGUUUUAUUUGGUUUUUCUUAUGGUAUUUCAUUUUGAUUGUAUUGGAAGAUCCUAUACUUCAAACCAUUUGAAUUGUAUUGUCUAGUUUUUUGUAUUUCCAUUGGCAUGAGGCCAAUUCAUAUCGUCCUAGGUUAUGCAUCUUUUCUUUAUCAAGGCAAUGACCUAGUUCUCCCUAUCUUCUGUAAUACUGUAUUCCAUAUUUGAUUAUUAAUAAAUUCAAGAAACGGCAAUGAUUUGGCUCUUA
Molecule: messenger RNA, 5060 nt
Organism: Rosa rugosa (rugosa rose)
Lineage: Eukaryota; Viridiplantae; Streptophyta; Magnoliopsida; Rosales; Rosaceae
Product: disease resistance protein RGA2-like
Exons: 5
Coding region: 2118-3308 (396 amino acids)
Biological process (GO): defense response to other organism
Molecular function (GO): ADP binding
Source: RefSeq, a predicted model, not a curated record